AUGAACCCUGAAAACUGGACUCAGGUGACCGGGUUUGUCCUUCUGGGUUUCCCCAGGAGCCAUAUCCUGCAUUUCCUACUGUUGGGGUUGAUGGUGACCUACAUUGUAACAGCCACGGGCAACUUGCUGAUCAUUGCGCUCAGCUGAUUUGACCGUUGCCUGCAAACGCAGAUGUACUUCAUCCUGCGGAACCUAUCCUUCCUGGAGCUGCUGCUCGUGUCUGUUGUGGGUCCCAAGAUGCUUGUCAUCAUCCUCACUGGGGACCACACCAUAUCAUUUGCCAGCUGCCUCAUCCAGUCCUACCUGUACUUCCUCCUGGGCACCACUGACUUCUUCCUCUUAGCUGUCAUGGCCCUCGAUUGUUACCUGGCGAUCUGCCGACCACUCCACUAUGAGACCCUGAUGAGUGGUCACGUCUGCUCCCAGCUGGUGCUGGCCUCCUGGCUCUCUGGAUUCCUCUGGAUCCUUUGCCCCACCAUCCUCAUGGCCAGCCUGCCUUUCUGUGGCCCCAAUGGCAUUGACCACUUCUUUUGUGACAGUUGGCCCUUGCUGAGGCUCUCCUGUGGGGACACCCACCUGCUGGAGCUGGUGGCUUUUGUGCUCUCCACGUCGGUGUUGCUGGGCUCUCUGGCGGUGACCUCGGUUUCCUACUCCUGCAUUCUUGCUGCUGUCCUCAGGGCCCCCACAGCGGCUGAGCGGAGGAAAGCCUUCUCCAUGUGUGUCUCCCACCUUACCGUGGUGGUCAUCGUCUAUAGCAGCUCCAUCUUCCUCUACAUCCGCCUGUCGGAGGCCCAGUCAAUGCUGCUCAGCAAAGGUGUGUCUGUCCUGGGCUGUAUUGUCACCCUCCUGAACCCGUUCAUCUUCAGUCUCCACAAUGAUAUGGUGAAGCAGACGCUGAAAGACGCCCUGAGGUGGGACAGGCCCCUGCAGCUAGGAGGCUAUGAGGGCCACAAGAAAAGAAAAAGUACCUAUUAG
Choloepus didactylus (southern two-toed sloth) is the source of this 975-nucleotide messenger RNA. Its product is annotated as olfactory receptor 6T1. Gene Ontology annotation, biological process: G protein-coupled receptor signaling pathway. NCBI's taxonomy places the organism in Eukaryota, Metazoa, Chordata, Mammalia, Pilosa, Megalonychidae. Gene Ontology annotation, molecular function: G protein-coupled receptor activity; olfactory receptor activity. Gene Ontology annotation, cellular component: membrane. The record is from RefSeq and is a predicted model, not a curated record.